Molecule: messenger RNA, 925 nt
Organism: Pseudomyrmex gracilis
Lineage: Eukaryota; Metazoa; Arthropoda; Insecta; Hymenoptera; Formicidae
Product: immunoglobulin domain-containing protein oig-4
Exons: 4
Coding region: 250-735 (161 amino acids)
Biological process (GO): cell-cell adhesion
Cellular component (GO): cell-cell junction
Molecular function (GO): cell adhesion molecule binding
Source: RefSeq, a predicted model, not a curated record
CCGGAAAUGAUGGAUAUGGUUGAAUUAAUAGAUAAGCGGUCCGCAGAUUUGAUAGAAAUUGAUGAUGAUCACACGUAGCACCAAAGAAAUAACCAGUGCAUACGCACACACAUAUAGAGACCGGCUGCAUACAUUUGCAUACAAGUCUGUAAUAGAUACAAGAGGACACUAGGGGAGUAAUGAGUAGGUGACUGUCAGUUACAUCGGAGUUCCGUGUGAUCUACGAACGUUGCUGCGUACACGAUUAUCAUGUCACGCUCGAUGCUGCUGUUGAUCCUGCUGGGUGUAUUGUUGCUCAAUUGUCAGGAGACGCUCGGCCGACGAGGACGGGGAAGAAGCAGGAGUAAGUCUCGCGUACAGAUCGGACUGCCCAUUACCGGGAAGUACCGUGAUCCGGAAAGCGAUCAAUAUUACAACAAUAACAAUGGAGCUAAAAUACUACUGGCGUCGCAUUUCGAUCUGGAGUACGUCUUGGGACACAAAAUAGCCUUCCUCUGCGUCGCUCGCGGCAAUCCGCGCCCGCACAUUACGUGGUUCAAAGAUGGCAGCGAGAUUUACACGCAUCACUAUCUACACAUACACGAGUGGCAAGUUGGUACCGACAAAGUAAAGUCGAAACUCGAGAUCGAUCCCGCCACUCAGAUGGACGCGGGUGUUUACGAGUGCACGGCGGAUAACAUGUACAGUAUCGAUCGGCGAUCGUUCAAGACUGAUUUCUCCAUCGCUUUCGAUUAAAUGCGAGAAAUCCUUCCCUCCCCAAAAAACAUAAAAUUAAACAUAAAUACGUAAAGUAUAAUCCUAGAUAUCGCGUAAAAUUUUUACGAUAGACACUAUGAAACGUAGUAGAUCCUAAGAUUUAGAUUGUGUAUUAUUUUUAAUGUAAUAAUUUGCAGAAGAAAAGUCUAAAGGUGUUCUAUUAAUUCAA